UCUCAAUCAUUGGAUAAGAAACGCUGGCGCUUAACGAUACAAUAAAUACCGGUUCAAUCGCAUGAUAGAUGUCAAAAGGAUAAACAGGGGAUCUGUUAAUUAUUCAAAAUAAAAGAUUUAUCGUAGAUUUAUCAAAAUUAUCAGAAUGAGUACUUCGAUAACUUUAAUACGAUUGUUGAUUUAUACGGUGAUAUUCCACCAUGUUGCACCAUGUUGUAUGGGCUCGGAUAACUGGUACAAACAACUCGAUAUCUCCCAAAUAAACAAUGAAAUUCGAAAAGCUGUUGAAAGAAUUGAUAAAAGGUAUCGUUCAGAGGAUAUUAUAUUAUCAAAUAUUAAUGGUUUUACAAUUGGAAGCCCGGUUCAUGGACAACUGAUCGAUUCUAUGCCUUCCAAAGACGGAGAUUUAGGAUCUCGAAAUGCUGAAAUUAUAUUUGAAGUUUCACGAAGUUUAAAGGAUACAUAUUGUCUGAAGCACGGGUUAAGUGAUAUACAAUGUGCCAAAGAUUUAACGAAGAUAAAACUGAAUGGGACAACAUUGGGUGAUAUGUGUAUGUCCCAGUAUUACAUAAACAAUUCGUGCAUCUGGAAGGACUUUGACUAUCGUAGUGCUGACGGAUCUUGUAACAACCUGAAACGUAAAUAUUUGGGAAAGGCAAACACGCCUUAUAAACGUUUGCUGUUUCCAGUAUACACAGAUGGUGUUUACGAAAUGCCAAAUAUUAACGAAAAAAAGCUGCCUAAUCCUAGAUCAGUGAGCUCAAGUCUUGUAAAAGACGAGGACUCUCCUGACCUCACAAAAACAAUGAUGAUGGCGUACUGGACGAUGUUCAUAGGCCACGAUCUAUCCCACACGGCAGUUUCUACUAUGGGGAAAGAUAACAGAUUUGUGGAUUGUUGUGAUAAGGACAAAAGUAUUCAAUAUACUCUGAACAAAAACAUAAGGUCCUGCAAGCCCAUAUUUAUACCGGGUGGAGAUUGGUUUUUUAAACCGGAUCUGUUUGAUUACAAGGACUGCAUGAACUACGUGCGUUCGCGGCCAGCUGUGAAUUCUGAUUGUACAUUUGGACCCAUGGAACAAAUGAACCAAGCUACCCAUUAUUUAGACGCAUCGAUGAUAUACGGUACGACGGAACAACAAACGUUGUCGUUGAGACAAAUGUCGCUUGGCCAACUUUUAGUACAAAGAAUGAGCAAAAAUUCUGACAAUGAGGUCCCACAAGCCCAGGAUAUCUUGCCGCUGGAAACCACCGAUACGAACGCUUGUCAGAACGGUUCCGGCACGUGUUUUAUGGCUGGUGACAUUCGAGCAAACUCGUUUCCACCACUGAAUGCCGUGCAUACACUGUGGGUAAGGGAACACAACCGGGUAGCUGGAGAACUGUAUAAAGAAAAACUCUUCUGGACUGACGAAGAACUUUUCCGAGAGGCCAAGAAAAUCGUGACGGCGUGCAUACAGCACAUCACGUACAACGAAUGGCUGCCGGCACUGCUUGGCGUUAACUACACCAAGGAAAACGGUUUGGGACUGGGACAAAGAACCACGUACGAUGAGACUGCUGACCCGACAGUUAGCAACAGCUUCGCGACCGCGAUACUGCCAUUUGCCAAUUCUAUGAUCAGCAAUUCAAUUAGUUUAAACUGGCCAUCGAGCUUUCAAGGAGUGGUAUCGACGCAUACAUUGAAUUUCGAUGUUUCUAUACAGAAAAAUUAUAACAAACCGCUUUUGUUGACAAACUUUUGGAUGACCGAUUACUGGUUUCAAGAGGAUAGUAUCCGAUUUAUGUUAAUAGGACUAAUUUUGAAGGCUACACAAAAAGUCGAUAUGCUGUUUGCACAAUCGAUUACAAAUUACCUUUAUAAUAUUGAUCCAAAAGGUUCGUAUGGAAUGGACAUUCUCAGUUUGGAUAUACAACGAAGUCGCGAUCACGGUAUUCCAAGCUACACGCAAUUUAGAAAAUAUUGUGGACUAAAAGACAUAGAAAAGAUGCAAGAUUUGUCUGAGAUCAUGAUGGAAGGUUCAGCUGAUAGAUUGUUGAAGCUAUACAAAACUUGGAACGAUAUAGAUCUGUUGGUUGGUGCUUUGUUGGAGAAACACGUUGAUGACGCAAUGGUCGGCCCUACGAUGCAGUGUAUAAUCAGGGAACAAUUUGUAAGAACUAGAAUUGCAGAUAGAUAUUUUUAUGACGUACCAGGAGUAUUCUCUGAUUAUCAACUGGAGAAUAUCAAACGUGUAACGCUUGCCAGAGUUCUAUGUGAUAAUGCUUUUCCUUUGGAGAUGACACCACAAGUUUUUUUGAGACAAGCGGAUGGUCUUCGUUCAACUCAUCAUUGUGAUUCAACAUUAAUUCCGAAAAUGACCUUGAUUGGUUGGUUUGAUAAAUUGGAAGACAACUUUUUUGGUGUAAAUUAACACUAAAAAUCAAUUUUACACAUUCGAAUAAGCAAUUUUUUUUUGAUAAUAUAAUCGAUCUGAUUUGAAUAAUUUAUUUUAUCAAUCUUCACCUUUUUGUACAGACAACGUAAUAAUUUAAGAUGCACUGGCUUACAAGAUUACGACGUAACCAGUAUCACCCACCGACUAUAUUUCAACAGUCACUCACAUUACUUCCGGAAAAAACUAUUACAAAAUAUUAUAUGAUAUAUUUAAUUAUAAUUUAUUAACAUUGAAGAAACAAUGAUAUUAGUUUUUUUUAAAUUAUAAGUUUUAUCCUUUUU
Molecule: messenger RNA, 2718 nt
Organism: Metopolophium dirhodum (rose-grain aphid)
Lineage: Eukaryota; Metazoa; Arthropoda; Insecta; Hemiptera; Aphididae
Product: peroxidase-like
Exons: 10
Coding region: 146-2413 (755 amino acids)
Biological process (GO): response to oxidative stress
Molecular function (GO): peroxidase activity; heme binding
Source: RefSeq, a predicted model, not a curated record